Pecten maximus is the source of this 672-nucleotide messenger RNA. RefSeq names its product perlucin-like. The record is from RefSeq and is a predicted model, not a curated record. The coding region runs from base 1 to 354 and encodes 117 amino acids. The transcript is spliced from 3 exons. Lineage: Eukaryota; Metazoa; Mollusca; Bivalvia; Pectinida; Pectinidae.
AUGAUUCAUUUACAGACAAAGUGUCACUCCUACCAUGCUUAUCUUGCUGAGGUUGGAGAUUCAAAUGAGGAUAAUUUCUUGAAAGAAUUGGUCGCUAAACAUCAAACACACGAAGACUACUGGUUGGGCGCUACCGACAUAUUUGUGGAGGGAGACUGGCGAUGGAACGAACAUGAUCAGCGUUUGAAUUAUACCAACUGGCACCACGGGGAGCCAAACAAUCUUCACUCCCAUGGCGAGGACUGUUUAGCAACUCGUUUCAGUGGUUCAAGCUUCCAAUGGAGAGAUUAUGAAUGCACGUCAGAACGUUAUUUUAUUUGUGAGACAGGAGGCCGGUGGAUAACGUUCGGUUGAAUCAAGAAGCAUCUAGCAAUCCAACAAAAACAAAUAGUAUCAUACAUAUAAUUAGUAUUCUUAGUUUUCCAUGUAGUAUUUGCUAACUGCCAACUGGUUUAUAUACGUAUGUUUAAUUGGUUGGCGGCGAAAUUUACAAAAGAAUGACUGUUAUCUUGAUUAAAAUCCAUCCUUAUGAAAAUAAAAUGUAAAAUAUGAAUCGCACACAAUACAUUGUAGCGUUUUAGCAUAAUCUGUCUUUUUGUCAAAUUGAAGCGGUAUAUUUUACUUUAAAUAUACUUCAUUGCAUUGUUCUAAGUAAAAACUAAAUUCAAUGAA